Messenger RNA from Diprion similis, 5705 nucleotides. RefSeq lists its product as uncharacterized. Gene Ontology annotation, molecular function: protein binding. The record is from RefSeq and is a predicted model, not a curated record. Lineage: Eukaryota; Metazoa; Arthropoda; Insecta; Hymenoptera; Diprionidae. Bases 358 to 4977 code for a protein of 1539 amino acids. The transcript is spliced from 5 exons.
UUCACAUGUUCAUUACACAUCCAACAGUUUAAAGGGCAAACCAAAAGGAUAGAAUUUUCAUCAGUUCUGGAUUUCGCCAUCACCCUAACGUCUCUCAUAUUUUCCGUUUUCCUUUUUUGCUUAGUUUCUUUUUCUUGGGGCCUACUUUUGUAUCACAUAUGACGCGAAUAGCGGGUAGAAUGGCGUCCCGGUUUAAAGUAUUCAGUAUACUUUGAUGCCCGCCGUUUCUCAAACUGGAAAGGACUUAUAAAACAGUCAAACUUUGAGUCAGCAUCUGGUCCGGAACCAGUGAUCGGCAGCCCAGAGACUAAUCUAAGGACACUUCACCCUGCAGCCCCACCUAUAGGGUGGAGGACCAUGCAUCCAACUGCCCCACGAUCCAGCCGAUCAUCAGUUCACUCCUUGGCUCCGUCUCCCACCGUAGCACCUUCGCCGUGUCCCUCACCAUCGCCGUCGCCAUCGUUAGCCCUUCCUAUUGCCCAACAACAACAACAGCAGCACAUCAUCUACGGACCGAUAACAGCAUUGCAGCCUUGCGCCGCAGCUCUGCACUCCCCCUGUGUUUACCCCUCAAACACUCAGCGAGGGACCAGUACGCCGAUAUCGGUACCCCAACACGCCCAAGGUAAGAGCACGAAAUGGCAUGGAAAAUCUAACAAUAAGCCCCUGAGAAGCCAGUACUGCCACGGGCAACCAGGUCAAUCUACGCAUCCAUCCUACGCUGGAAAAUCGUUGGUGGUGUACGAUCAGACGCAGGCUGGAACACCGGUAUCGACCUCCUCGUUCCUAGUCUCAUCGUCAACCUUCGCUCACGGCCAAUUCCCAGCCGAACACUACAACAACUCAAGUGUUGCCCUUGUGCCUCCACCUUACUUCAAACCACCCGAGGUUCAGACCUUUUGCCUUGUCCAGGAUCGGCAGACUGCUCCGCAGCACAACUCAUACUACAAUAUUUCGGCCGCUAACACUUGCAGUCGCCAGACUGUCAACUCGACCCCUGGAUUUCAGCUGCCAAAUAUCGCUCCGUACACUGUAACUGCGAUUCCGAAUAAUCAGAUUCCCGCAGCCCUCCCUGUCCAGUCAACACAAAUAUUUCAAACCGCCCCUGUUGGCUUAGUCUUCGGUCCACCACCGCGAGAGAAAUAUGCGGCCAACUCGGCACUUGAUGUAUCAACUUCGGCAAAGUACUUGAGGAAUAAACAUCCAUGCAGUGUAGCAAAUCCGAAAAUUCCGACAAUUCCUCGACUGCAAAACGAGUGGCCACCAUCUCUCGCUCCUACCACCAACUCCUCUUCUUCUACCGCCGUAGCUACCAGCGUCAAUGCACCUGCCCUUUCCUCCAACAACGUCGCAUUUGAUGCCUGCAAAAGCCCACAAGACACUUCGUUCCAGAAGCUAAGUAUCUCGACGCCGCUGAAGCAAGCUGAAGACCGUUACUCCGACGACUCUUCAGUCAGCUUUGACUUCACCAUCGAGGCAGAAAAGAUGGUGUCAGCUCUCUGCAAUACCGCUUCGUCGAACGAUCUUGGAGGUGUUUGUGGAAAGGACGAGAUCCGGAAAUCAGAAACAAGCUACUUCAACGGGGCCGGGGACAACGUGGGGAACAAAGGAACUUGGUUCGCUGACUUGGGGAUCGAGUAUUCCCUUAACGGAGAUGGUGGUUCUCGAGCUGUCGGGACUCAGACGCAACCAAAUCAGGCCUUCGCUCAGCAACUGCCCGAAUUGAUACGCAAGACUGCAUAUUGGGGCUGCAGUGAGGCCGAGUCGAUAUUGAACUCGGUUAAAUACCAAAAUCCGAAGCAAGCCUGGCUGUCGAAUAUCUCCUCAGCAACGAGGACCGCUAUUACAAAGUCCUCCACCUGCUUCCCUGUCUUUGCAAAUGACGGAACAUUUGUCCAUGACCUUAUAAGCGCUCUGUUACGAGUAACCAAUGGUUGGCUAAUUCUGGAUAAUUAUUUAAACAAGCAGCACUAUCCUAAUUUAACGGACAAAUUUGACGAUGAACUUACUAGAUGCUUUCAAGGCUGGGAAGGAAGCACUUACGAGCUGCUCAGAAACGUGAUUCAGACCUUUCUUAAACUCGACGAAGCUAGUAAAUCAAAUUUCAACCUGACAUCUGGCCCACAAUCUGAAACACAAAACGGUUCUUUUCCAGGAGACGUUUCCUUGUACACCAAUUCCGACGUUUUCUGUCCCACUGUAAGUACCGCCAGCUCUCAACAUCGUUCAGAUAACAACAUUCUAUCUUCAACGUUCCCCUUUCAACAACCACAAGAGUCCGCUUACGCUGUACACUACACUCGGCAACCCACUGGAGUACAGAAUUUUCGUUACAUCAAUACUCAACAAGGCCUAAAAGAGACAAAACCGCGCAGUAAGUGGACACUAACCGAGAGCUUGGUCUCGGCUCCAGAAGGUACGAAGUCGGUACCAGAUGUUACUCUUAUAAAUAACGAAGCGGGUCUUGGUGGAUGCAAAUUUCGGUCAAAAAUAAAUUCAUCUUCGGGAAAAGACACCGCACGACAGUCUCUGAACGCAGAAUUUGUCGACCUGAGAAAUAAAGUUAUGGAAAGCAACUCUGACACCGUUAAACAAUGGAACAUGAACUCUGACUCCAGGAGGAAGAACGAUUUUCUUUUCAGAAUAAAAUCUACUGGGGAAAUGGAACCGGUUUAUAAGGCGAAUUCAUCCACCGGACUUGUAUCGAUGUAUUCAACGAAAACAUCUGACACGGCAUAUGACACAGGCGUUUCAACAAAGCUAUACAUGCAAGAUUCUGAGACAGUGUUUCGUAAUGCCACUGCGGUAGCUGAGCCUGCUUACAUCGGUAAACCGUCUAUGCUAGGAGAAUCCAAUUUUACUAGAAAAUUUCGCAGGGAUAACGAUCACCGAAGUAAAUCUUCAAAGUGCAUGGAUAAAAAUUCUUUAGCCAGAUCAGGAAGCGGCGUCGAAACAAUUUGCUUAGGAAAAUCGUCAACCGAUCAUUUAGAAUUGGCUACAGUGCCUAAAAACAAAAUGACCCUGCUGAGUCAGAUUGAACCAAGCGCGACUCUGGGCAAAGGACGCGAAGAAAUGGCAGCCAGUCUGUCUGCUUGGUUUGCUAGCAUGCGAACUUCGAAUCCAGCACUAUCUGCAAGCUCGACGGGAAAUUCUGAAAAUCGUCUCUCAGAGAAUUACAAGUCACCCCAUUCUCAAGAUCUAUCACGGAGCACCAUUGACCUGACCAGGCAACUUCAAAUGGACCCUAACAGGCAACUGAAGACCCUGCAGAACAUGCAGAGCAUCCAAAGCGCGCCCUGGAACGCCUGCAACCUGAUCAACAGUCGAAACAACGUUCAGCAAAUCGAGGAGUACGACAGCUCGGAAGAUGUCAGAGUGUACAUGAAGCCAGGAAGCUACAAUGUCCCGAAAAAACGACACCAACGACGUCCAAAUAGACGCGUGGAGAAUCCACCAGUUCCGAGAAAUCCCAGCGGUAACAUAACCCAAAACAAUUCCGGGUCCACCCAAAGACUUCAGUUCCCAGCUGUGCCAGCCCUUCCACAGCCUUCACUUUCGCUAGAUAACUCCCCUCGGAUCUUACGCCGAGUAAACUCUUCAUCAUCGCAUGAUUUCUCUCAGGACGUUACUUGGAAGGCAGCUUGUGCUUCUGCCGAGAUACUGCUGGAAGCGCUGGCUGUAAAAGAGGGUGAAAUCGGCGCAAGUGAGGUCAAAGAAACCACCACUCGAAUGAGCCCAACACCAAAGUGUCAGGACGGUGGAGCCUCAGCCUCCAGCUAUGAGGCUUCGGAGGAUGACUCGGGGUCAACGUGUAAGUUGUCCACUUCCGGCUUACAAUCAAAGGACACCAAAAUGAGUAAAACUAACAUCAAGACGGACUCUUGGUUGAUCAGAACUCUGAAUAACGCCAGUAUCAAACAGAGGCAAGAACCCGACUUGGACAGUUCAGAGUCUUUUAACAGCUCUAUACACGAGGAUGAAUUGGUCACAGGGAACUCAGGAAAAAAGCUUGACACUAGUUUGAGUCGCAGUCAAGAACCUAGAGAUGAAGACCAGGCCACGGACUUGGCCGAGGGGAUUGUCAGGGCGACAUACUCGGAGACGGUGCGACGCUGUGCCUCUGGUAACGGCACCAAGGAAUCGUGCAGAUCGCGACCUCCAAAAGCUACCCUAGCAAACACGUCGGGAACCGGUAAUAUCAUGUCGGCUCGGAAAUGUCAGCGCAAAGAGUUGCUGUCGCACAAAUCGCGAAAAUCAGUCGUAAAGGGAGUCGCAAAGCAAACAGAUUUAGCUCCGAGCGAGGAGAGUUGCGUCAAGAUAAAACUAGCUAAGGAUGAAAUUCCCCGAUUGCCCGUGGUCAAAGGUCAAUCGAAGAAGAAAGACGCGGUAUCCGUACAUUCUGGAGAGAAUGGAAAGAACAAAGGUGGAGAUCGUGGUUGGUCGGUUUGGUACAGCUCCCGAAGAAGACAAAGUCUCAGUCCGCUGGCAUCGAGGAAGCUAGAGGAGAUUCACGACACAGUCUGGCAGAUGGAAGAGGCUGAAAUGUUCAAGUAUCCUCCGUCAAGUUCACUGGCGAUUCGCUCUUCGACAGAAUCGAGCGAAGAUUAUUACAAGGUCAUAAAGAGCCCCAUGUUCCUCGAAACAAUCGACUACAAGCUCAAAAACAAAAUCUAUCAUAAGGUGGAACACGUCAUCAGAGAUUUCAGAAGAAUCAUCUUCAACUCGAGGAUGUAUUACAAGAACGAUGCCGAUCGCAUGGCGCGCGUUGAAGCAUUGUCGCAAAAACUCGACAACCUCUUCGACGAACACUUUACAAGCUGGGAUUUUGAAAAUAUAACCGGAAGCCCGCGGGAUGGCAACGGAUCGCCAACUCCAUCUCGUUACAAAUUGCCAGCACAGAAAGCAACGCGUUCCGUAAAUACGAAAAAGAGUCCGUCGGUUCACAUAAAUCUAGAUAACUCUGGCUCAGUACACUAAACGUACCCAAAGAAUAAUAGAUUUCCGAUUGUCUAAUGAUGUUUAUGCUUUUUUCACGGGAUUCGCAGAUGUGAUACGUUCAGAGUCACGAUCGUUUACAAUCAUCUAGCUCCUUGCUUAUCUCACUUACAUCGGCUACUUAAUUGUAAUAUAGGUUCAAAGGUACCAUAGAUUGAUUCGUGAUUGGUCCUAUCCGUUCAAUAACGAGCGACUAUAAAACUGGUCAGUAUUGAUUAUCAUCGAGCGAGAGUAACAAGAUUUAGGACUUUGUAUGCGCAUAAAACGUGAUGGACCGAGGCCUACCGCAUACUUAAAAACUGUUUAGAGUUAUGGAGAAAAUGAGGGAGACUAGAACCAACGCCUACGAUCAUUACAAAAGUAAUAAUAAGAAUAAUAAUAGUAACAAUAAUAAUAAUAACAAAGGUUACAUUAGCAAUAUCGGUGGCAAUAGAUAUAAUAACAAUAAAGAUGUUAAUUUGAUAAUCGUAAUUUUUUGAACGCACUAUUAGAUUCGUGGAAAUCGUUAGGUUUUUAUAUCCGAAAUAUUAUAUGCACGACACAAUGUAUUGUAAACUAAGCCGUGAAGGCUUUGAGUUUGGGUUUGAUCAGGAUACCUUCUUAUCGUCAAAUGCUUGUUGGAAAAAAUUUUUUUGAUUUCCAUUUUUUGUGAGUAUUGUGUGGAAAUGUUGACAGAUGAUGGAACAUGUGAAAAUAAAUAUCUUCUCUUA